This is a messenger RNA of Penicillium olsonii, 1734 nucleotides long. The record is from the annotation of a GenBank genome assembly. Lineage: Eukaryota; Fungi; Ascomycota; Eurotiomycetes; Eurotiales; Aspergillaceae.
AUGGAGGAGUGCGCAAAUCCCCUCCUCUUGGGGUGGAUUAAAGAAUGGCUAGACCAGGCUCGAGAACGAAAUAGCAAAGGCGUGACAGUGUACAAGAAGGCCUAUGAGUCCAUGAAAGUGUGUCCAUUGCCAUUCCAACAUCCUUCUCAAGCGCAGCAGCUGAAUGGACUGGGCCCAAAACUGUGUGACCGAUUGACGGAUAAGCUUAAGGCUCACUGCGAAGAAAAUGGUCUUCCGAUGCCAGAGCCACCGGAGAAAGGCGGCAAAAGAACAACCGGCGGCGAAAAUGAUGACCAGCCGGCGAAGAAGCCUAGAAAAGCCAAGCCAUAUGUGCCCACGCUACGGUCCGGCCCAUAUGGCUUAUUGCUGGGCUUGGGAACCCAGAAUGAAAACGCAUCCCAAGGAAUGACGAAGGCACAAUUGAUCGAAGUGGCCCAGCCGUACUGUGAUAGCUCCUUCACGGCACCCCCAGAUCCUACGAAGUUCUAUACUGCGUGGAAUUCGAUGAAGACCCUGGUCCAGAAGGACCUGGUCUGUGAGCAUGGCCGCCCUCUGCGGAGAUAUCUCCUAUCCGAGGAAGGCUGGGAGGUAGUCAAGCGUCUCCAGAAGACCUUGCCCGGCGCUACGCAAACCGCACCAGCUGGCCCUGCGGCAGAGUCGCAGCAACCAGCUACAGAGGGCCGCGAUUCACCCGCAGAGGACGGAGCAGAUCCUGAGGAUACCCUGUCAAAGGAAGACAUGGAUAACAUCCAGCCCAUCAUGCUACCACCGAAGAGCUUCACCAUCCAGCUUGUGCUGGAUACUCGUGAAGUCCGCACAUCCACCGACCGCGACUACAUAUCCGGCGAGCUGAUCAAACAAGGAAUCACUCCGGAAGUGCGAGCUCUGGAAGUCGGCGAUGCAAUGUGGGUGGCAAAAUGCAACGAUCCCGGCUUCUUCGCGCGCCACGGCGAAGAAAGCGAUGAAGUGAUGCUCGAUUGGAUCGUCGAGCGAAAACGCCUGGAUGAUUUAAUUGGAUCUAUCAAAGACGGGCGUUUCCACGAACAAAAGUUCCGUCUUCGUCGUUCUGGCAUCAAAAAUGUCAUCUACUUGAUCGAAGAGUUUGCUGUCACGCACGCAGAUUCCACAAGUGGGAGUGCAGCGCAGUAUCAGGAGAUGGUUGCUUCAGCCAUCGCAUCGACACAGGUUCUGAAUGAAUACUUCAUCAAAAAGACCAAACAUCUGGACGAAUCCAUUCGAUAUCUGGCGCGGAUGACCCUACUCUUGCGAAAAAUGUACGGGGUGGAAGAUCCGCCGUCAAACCCAGAUGCAAAUACCACCACCACCACUGUUCCCUCGGCCCCAGUAUCCAAAAUUGGCCUGAUUCCUGGUCGCCGCCUCGCGACUGAUUCUUACCUCACCGUCCUUGAUAAUAUGCGCUCUCGGGAUCCGUCUACUACAUAUGGUGUUUCAUUCGUCACAUUCUCUGCCCUCACAUCCAAAUCAGAUACACUAACUCUUCGAGAUGUGUUUUUGAAGAUGCUCAUGUGCACACGUGGUGUGACGGGCGAAAAAGCCCUUGAGAUUCAACAGAUAUGGCCAACGCCCCGACACUUGAUGGAGGCAUACGCGGCACUGGACCCCAAGGAGCGGGAAACGAUGAUAUCGACUCGGAUGGCGGAGGUUGUUGGACGAAAGAAAGUUGCAAAAGAGCUUAGCAAGCGCAUUGCCGAGAUUUGGGGACAGUCAAGUUGA